Messenger RNA from Eruca vesicaria subsp. sativa (arugula), 925 nucleotides. The record is from the annotation of a GenBank genome assembly. NCBI's taxonomy places the organism in Eukaryota, Viridiplantae, Streptophyta, Magnoliopsida, Brassicales, Brassicaceae.
CACGUUUGGAGUUUCUGAAUAGUUGUUUCGCUGGCGACGUUGAAAUAGCUUCUUUAACAGCUCACUUCCUUUCACAUUCUUCUUUUUCUUCUUUUUAUUAUAUAAAUCUCUGUUUCUCUCUGACAAAAACAUUCCAACAUCAGCAGAUAGAUAAUGGCCUCUCUCUUGGAAAAGGCAACUUCUGCUGUUAAUGAAGCCAAGGAAUCCGUCACAGCCAGCGCUGAAUCUGUCGGUGCUUCUCUAACUGAUGCUCAGAAAACCGUUGCAGCUUCCACUGAAACUGCCAGAACCUCUUUAACCGAUGCUGAGAAAACCGUUGCAGCCACAACUGAAACGGUCAAGACCGAGGCCGAAGCCGCGCCAGGGAAAGUGUCUGAUGUGUCCACACAGGCAAGAGAAGCUGUGGAAAAUGCUAUGUCAAGAGGUAUAGAAGGAGCCAAAUCUAUACUUCAUGUUUUGGAGGAGAAGAAGACUAAAGUUUCCUCCAAGCUUGUUGGAGCUGUUACUAAUGUUGUUGGCGGAGCAUCGAGUAGCAACACCGUUGCAAGCCGAGACCUUCCCAUAUCCACAGACAAUCAGCCUUUGUUAACUGGUGACCGUGGGGUUGAUACGACACCAUGGUGGAAAAACUGUUGUGGAGUUCUUGAUCUUCUCAAGACAUCUACAACAAAAUGAAAGGUCAAGCUGAUGAAGAAGAAGAACAGAGAGAGCACUAGAACAAAGAACCCAUAUGUAAAAUAUUUUUGAUUAUUUAUUUCCUUCCUUUUUUUGUUUUGGUUUGAGAUUGUGUCUAUGUGUCUUUGUUUAUGUUUUGUAUUUUGAUAUCUUGAUUGUUCACAUGAACUUGUGUAAAAUGUAAGAACCAAAAAACCCAAAAGCAAGUAAUUUCUUUUGUGAUGAGUGAUGGAUUAUAAGGAACUUCUAA